AUGGAACACUCUGAAGAUACUGAAGAACACACAGAGCUGAUCGAAGAGAACCAGGAGAGUGAAGAAUCAAGUGAAGUUGAGGAGAAAAAUCAUGUCAAAACCAGAGAAAAACCUUUGAGUUGCUCUCAAACCAAACAGAAAGAUUUAAAGAAAAGAAGAGCCAAGAAAUCUUUCACCUGCACUCAGUGUGGAAAGAGUUUCACCCUCAAAUAUAAUCUUGAUAUUCACAUGAGACUUCAUACUGGAGAGAAACCAUACACAUGUGAUCAGUGCGGGAAGAGUUUUACAAGAUCAGAAAAACUUAAGGGUCACAUGAACAUCCACACUGGAGAGAAACCUUACAAGUGUUUACACUGUGACAAGAGAUUCAGUCUGUCAGGAAACCUGAAAACACAUGAAAGGAUCCACACUGGAGAGAAACUGUCCACAUGUGAUCAGUGCGGGAAGAGUUUUUCGCGAAAAGAAUGCCUUGCAGAGCACAUGAGAGUUCAUACUGGAGAGAAACCAUUCUCUUGUGAUCAUUGUGGGAAGAGAUUUACACAAUCAUCAAACCUUAAGAGACACAUGAACAUCCACACAAGAGAGAAACUGUACUCAUGUGAUCAGUGCGAUAAAACAUUUUUAUGGGCUUUAGUCCUGAAGAAACACCUGACGGUUCAUACACAGGAGAAGCCAUAUUCGUGUGAUUUGUGUGGAAAGAGUUUUACAUUGCUACAAAGUUUGAAACAACAUCAGAAACUUCAUACUGGUGUGAAAGAGUACAUGUGCUUUGAGUGUGAAAAGACUUUUAUUUCAGCGGACCGUUUAAAACAGCAUGAGAUGAUUCACACUGGAGAGAAACCUUACAAGUGUUCACACUGUGACAAGAGAUUCAGUCGGUCAGGAGACCUGAAAAGACAUGAAAGGUUCCACACUGGAGAGAAACUGUGUGAUCAAUUAUUUCUAGUGAAAUAUACAGCGUAG
Molecule: messenger RNA, 963 nt
Organism: Carassius gibelio (silver crucian carp)
Lineage: Eukaryota; Metazoa; Chordata; Actinopteri; Cypriniformes; Cyprinidae
Product: zinc finger protein 239-like
Exons: 3
Coding region: 1-963 (320 amino acids)
Biological process (GO): regulation of transcription by RNA polymerase II
Cellular component (GO): nucleus
Molecular function (GO): RNA polymerase II transcription regulatory region sequence-specific DNA binding; DNA-binding transcription factor activity, RNA polymerase II-specific
Source: RefSeq, a predicted model, not a curated record